AUGGGACGCACUUUCACGGACCUGCCGCCUGAGAUCCGCAACGGGAUAUACGAAUUGGCACUCCAGCACCACCGCCCACUUCAUGUCAUUCGAGUCUGGAUCAAACGCCAGUCCGGCUACGCCCUCAAAUUGGAGCGCUCGUCCUGCAUGCCGGCCCUUCUCGCCACCUGCCGUACCAUCAACAAAGAAGCGACACCAGUCCUCUACGGCAGCAACAACAUCCUCAUCGGCGGCGCCAGCGUCCCAGAUUUCGUCGCCCAGAUUGGCACCUCCGUCAAACACCUCCGCCACAUCGAGGUCGGCUUCCACGGCACCAUCACAACUCUCCGCAGUGCUAUGAGAGCUCUGCAACCAGCAGGUGAGUUGGAGAUUCUGAGAAUCGGCAUCUAUAUGUUUGGCGAUGCGAAGAAUGCGUGGGAAAUGGCUCGUGGAUUGGAGCCGUGGGUCAAGGCGCAAUGCGGACGGGGACGCAGCGGCAGCAGCAGCAGGGGUUCGGAGAAGAAAGAUGUGGGGGAUGUGGUGAAGGUGUUGAAGUUUGCUGGGAGGGAGUUUGCGGCAGAAGGGAUGGGUGUCGUCAAGGUUCGCGAGAAGUACGAAGAAGAGAUGUCCGAGAAAAAGCAAAAACGUGGCUUCCUUGAUCUACCACCAGAAAUUCGGUUGAUUGUGUAUUAUAUCUUGCUUGAAGGCAAGGGAACUGUUGACAUACGACGAAGUACACCUAAACAAGAAUCUCACGGAAGAGCACACGCCAUCGUCACGACAUGCCAACCCAAGAUCCGAGCUUCUAUUGUAUUUGUCAACAAAGUCAUCUACAAGGAGGCCCUCCCGAUCCUGUACAAGAAGCAUACAUUUUACGCCCGAGACCCAGCACUCAUGACGACCUUCAUUCAGCGCCUCGGUUUCUCCAUCCAACACCUAACCCACAUCAGCAUCGACUACAACUCCAUCCUCGACUUCAGAGCCAACUUCAAAGCUAUGAUAAGCGCUUUAACGAGAGCCAAGGAUUUGAGAACCCUCGAGCUGGCGCAGUCACUCUAUCAUCCGGGAGAAAGUUGGUCGCCCCUGUUCGCCUCUGCGGCAGGAGUCUUGGAUAGACUCAUGCCCUUGCUGGAGGCUUUGCAUCGUGCUCGGCCGAAUGAGAGAGGCGAGGCCAGAUCGGCUUCGGACCUUCUUUCGGUCCGUAUAAUGCGCAUUGAUCACGAGCAUUGGAGGAUGCGGUAUGCUGAAGCUGAGGAGCUGGAGACGGGUGUGAAGAAGUUGAUGGACGAGACUAUGGCAAGGAUGACGAAGGAGAAGACGGAGAAAGAGAAAGAGCCCGUCUUCCGAUUCAUGGACCUGCCGGUCGAAAUACGCUGCGUCAUCUACCAGUAUUUGCUGCAAGGCACAUGCACCGUCGAAACCAUUUCGGGCUAUCCGAAGGCAAACUCUCGCGCUCGAGCCAUGAUCCACGACAAAUGCCAGCCACACAUCUCGGCGGGGAUCAUCUUGGUGAGCAGACAAGUCUUCAACGAAUCCGUCUCGAUCCUGUACAGCGCCAAUACCUUUGUGACCCAUUACGUGAAGGAGGCCCUUUUCUUCGCAAAGAGCAUCGGCAGCCAAAUCCGCUACGUACGCCGUAUCGGAUUUGCGAGUACAGGCCCCAGGUUCAAGAUCUGCUUCACGGACUUCAUUCAAGUCUUGGAAUCAGCCAAACGACUCGAAGUUCUGGAACUGCCCUAUAACAUCCUUGCCCCCACGAAGUGCAGUUGGUACUACACUCCUGACCAGCUCGUCGGAUGGCUUGCCCCUCUUUUCCGAAUCUUGCACGAUGCCAAACAAGACUACAAACCCAAGAAGAACAAGGUUACCUCACACAUUCUGGUGAUCAAGGUGUGUGACAAUUUCCACUUGACCCCAGCGUUUUCUGCACGAGACAGAAAUGUCGAACACUCUUCGACGUCUCGCUCCUCAAGUAUCGGGAUAGGGGACAAAUGGUACACCACUGCACUCCGUUUCAAGAUCAGCAACCACCGUGCCACCUAUGACGAACAAGGAGAACAAGACGAGGAAAUUAUACGGAGAAGAGCUUCACAUCGUCGCGAGCCUGCAACAGCUCGAACCUCGACCACACCACACGUACAGUCGCCCCGACCUGCUGCAGACCACGCCGACAUGGCAGGUUUCCUCGACUUGCCGGUUGAGCUUAGAUGCGUCAUCUACAAUCAACUCGGCCUCAAGAGCGACUGCAUAAUUGAAGUUCGCAAGAUGACGCCCUCCCAUGGCAGCCCUGAUCGCCUCAUUCUGAACCAACACUGCAUGCCGAAUCUCUCGACGGCUAUCAUCUUCGUCAAUAAAGAGAUCAACGCCGAAGCCUCAUCGAUCCUCUACGCCGUCAACAAGUUCUCCUUCACCCACAUCGGAGUAUUGAACAUAUUCCUCCAGCGCCUCGGACCACUCGCCCAACAUGUCCGCCACGCCGGCUACCAGGAGCUCGGCAGCAAGCAAGAACUCAAGACCCUCAUCUCUCUCCUCAAGCCAGCCAAAUACCUCACGAAGCUCGCCAUCUCAAACGAAGUCACGGACUCGACGGGAUGGUUCCGAACCUACAACGCGAAGCAGUUCUUCAAGCCAUUGGAGCCUCUCUUCGAGGCGCUGAGUGAGGCGAGGAACAAUCAGUUCGAUGAGAGGAAGAAGGCUAUCUCUGAUAUUGUGUCCAUCCAUCCUACCUAUUACCUGGCGGAUAUUAGUGUGAAGAUGAGCAGGGCUUGGGCCAACGCUGCCAGAGAUGCGGAAGCUGUUGAGGCGGAGAUGAAGGUUCUGGUUGCGGAGCAUUAUGGAUAG
Zasmidium cellare ATCC 36951 is the source of this 2820-nucleotide messenger RNA. RefSeq lists its product as uncharacterized. The coding region runs from base 1 to 2820 and encodes 939 amino acids. The record is from RefSeq and is a predicted model, not a curated record. The transcript is spliced from 8 exons. NCBI's taxonomy places the organism in Eukaryota, Fungi, Ascomycota, Dothideomycetes, Mycosphaerellales, Mycosphaerellaceae.